Molecule: messenger RNA, 2106 nt
Organism: Patiria miniata (bat star)
Lineage: Eukaryota; Metazoa; Echinodermata; Asteroidea; Valvatida; Asterinidae
Product: ultraviolet-B receptor UVR8-like
Exons: 8
Coding region: 643-1737 (364 amino acids)
Source: RefSeq, a predicted model, not a curated record
UUUCGCGCAACUUGGCGAUCGCGAUAUUUUAGUUGCGGGGCGCCGCGGUCGCGGUCUAACGUCAGUACUAGUAGUCAGGUAGAGUACAGUGCGCAGAUCGAUUGUGGGCUUUUUGAUUUCGCUAGCGGCGGCGAUUUGUAACGGGAAAAGUUGAUGCCAGCCUCAACCGGUCUAGUGCUCCACAAAGAAUCAUCUGCCAACAACCUCCACCAAAUAAUAGAAACAAAUUGAAAAGUACACUCAGUCGUGCAUUUCAAUACUCUCGAGGACAAUGCUUUGUGUUUCCCUUUGUCCCUGUAAUAUAACACUCUCCCAUAGACUAAGCACAUAACCGUUUGAUCAAGCCGUUUUCAGCAAAAGACCCAAUGCUUGAGGACUGAACUAGGAUCGUUUGUUCUCCCUUUGUGUGUCUGUCCUCGAUCGUAAAGUCAUACAAAUGCAUGUAUUUUAACACACGUAUUGCAUGUGGUCGUCACCAAAUUUUCGUGAUUUUAAAUUUUUUAUUGAUUCAACCGUUGCCCUGUAAAUCGUGACUUUUAUCAAUUUACAAUUGGAAGUCUACCUUUGAGUGUUUUGCCAAGUGCCACAAGAAAAUCAACAUGAGGCCGAGAUUUUGAUGCAAGUGAACCUAUUAGCGACAUCAUGGAUGCCAAAGGAACAAUAGAAGACAAUGGCCAAUUGUCUUCCGAAGCAACAGACAAUGCAACAUCACUUUCUCGCUCUAGUGGACACACCCAAGACUGUUUGAAAGCAAGUGGACGGGGGAGUCAGAAAGACUCCUCUAAAAUUGCAGAUGGUCACAUUCUCACAUGGGGUUGUGGGGAGUUUGGACAACACGGCCACGGCCACACGAACAACGUUGAACCCGAAGAAUCGCUGAUGCGACACUUCUAUGAACGGGUCGCCGAAAUAGUGGGGACUGGGAAAGGUUUGUCUGCAGGAUCCGUUGUUGAGAGGCUGAAGACGUUUGCGUGCGGAGCUAGCCACACUGUGGUUGUGACAGACUCAGAUCAAGUUUACUCAUGGGGGAAUGGUAACAGUGGACAGCUUGGCUGUGGUGACAAGGACACCCAUCUGACUCCCCAGCGGGUGAGAUUACCCACAGAGGGUAAGGCCUCACCCAUCAAGGGACUAGCUUGCGGGAGCAGACACUCCGUCCUCUGGCUAGAGAACGGCCUAUGCCUCAGCUGGGGUAACAACUUCUACGCCCAGCUAGCUUACGACUUCCGGAUUGAGAACUACAAAGACAACCAGACAAACCGUCAAUUCCUGCUGCAACGCUUGGCUAGAAAAAACAUCUGUGACGAGGUAUUGCCACAUAUAUUGCGUCCCAUUGCGCACCUGAAAGUGACGCAGGUGGCGUGUGGGGAGAAACACAGCCUGUUCCUGUACGAUACUGGAAUAGUUGCUACAUGUGGAUGUAGCAGCUUUGGUCAGCUGGGAUCCGGAAACCGAGCUGAGCUGGUUUCUCCAAAGGCUCUUGAAUCGCCGGAGGGGGUUGUGUCCAUUGCGUGCGGUGCCAACCAUAGUUUAGCAGUCACAGCCGCUGGAGAGCUGUAUGCCUGGGGUUUGGGCCGGGCGUGCGGACAGCGCAGGGAGGACGUCUUGCGACCGUUGCGCAUAAUGACGCGCAAGUCCAAUGUGGUCGCGGCGGCCGGAGGGAGUGCCCACUCCGCGGCGCUGACAGGUGAGUCUGAGUUCAUUCUUUUCUGUUUGCGUUGGCCGGCAUCUGAAUGAAUUGGCUACGGCUGAGAGUGACACACAUGUCUAUGGGAAGCGGAUUCGUAGCCGUAGUCAUUGCAAGCCUUGUUUACGUGGCAGGCUCAAGAAGGCACUGUUCAGCAUGGCUCAAUAUGGCACAGUGUUAAGCCGUGUCAGAAUAAUAUAGCUACGGCUUGCAAUAGCACAGGAGACAAUGGAAAGUGGCUGCAGCCGCAAGCUAGUGACUUCUAUAGGUGCGCGUGUUAAUAUACAGCCGUAACCAUGUGAUACAGACACGGUCUUAUAUUAUCCAAUGCCAAUUGGUGUGCUUUGUUGGGAAUGGCUCUCCGUUCAUAAAAUGACAAUGGGAAACUUUCGAGAUGCUCGGUGGCAGCAAGCACACCG